Alternaria ethzedia is the source of this 474-nucleotide messenger RNA. RefSeq lists its product as uncharacterized. The record is from RefSeq and is a predicted model, not a curated record. Bases 1 to 474 code for a protein of 157 amino acids. The transcript is spliced from 3 exons. NCBI's taxonomy places the organism in Eukaryota, Fungi, Ascomycota, Dothideomycetes, Pleosporales, Pleosporaceae.
AUGGCUAGGAUGUCCAAGUACGAGACCCUCAUGUGGCAGAAAGAAAUGAGAAAGCAGAUCAUCGUUCACAUCUGCUUCGUGUUCGCGUGCCUCUUCCCACGCGGCGUAGUCUUCAACCUCAUCCUCUUCGGACAGCCUGGCGCUUAUGGCAUCCGUAUCAACUGGAAGAUGGGAUCGGAGAGCACCUGUUGGAGUCUGUUGAUGGCAACCGGCCUCAAGCUCACUAUCAGCAAGAGCUUGGAGUCUCUUUUGAAGCAUCUGCGUAGGCAAUCGAAGCAGUAUCUCCGGAACGCCGUGUUCACUUCGCCUGACUUCGCUCGCCGUAACUACUUAGCGGCUCAUAGCGAAGCUGUCGAUGGCUACUUCAAUCGCGAGAAGCUGGAGGAGGAGCACAGGAAGUCGCUGGAGGACUCGAAGAAGGCUGAGGAGCGAUCCAAGGUUUCGGCGGAAUUGAUCCACUCAAUGUACAUGUAG